UGGCUAAGCGGAUCGUUUGCUGAUGGGGAUCGGGCCCUGUUGAAUCUAUCGUGUCGCUUGUGACCAUGAUUAUUUGUGUGUGUUUGAAUGAAAAGUCAUAAAACGCCAAAGAUUAGCCGUUUAAUGGCCACUCAAAAGCGAAACAACGAAAUUAUUUAAAGAGAAAAAAAAAGUCUUUAGAAAUCGAAAUAAAAUGUUUAACCUUAAUUGGUUCGAUGUGAUACCUGUCCUCGUGACAUUUUUGUGCAUUCUGCUUGUGCAAGUCUUAAACAUUUAUUUGCACAUACUAAACGAUGAAGUUGAUAACAAGAAUAUUGAUUUAGUGCUAAAGCAAAGAGAAUUAGAUUUCUCCACAACGGAUAACACAGAAGUCACACCCUCAACACCAUCAUCAACAAAUGGCAAAUUGGAGAAACAGACGAGCAUCUUGGAUAGUGAUAGUGGCAUCUCAUUGAAUUCCAUCAAUACAUCUACAACAACAACAACAACAACCACACCACCAGCAGCCACAGCAUCAACAACAACAACAACACCCACAUAUAGCACACACAAUGGUUUCCUUACACACACGCUCAGUUUUGAUACAUUCUGCGAUGAGUACCAUGAAGAUGAAGACACAAUAUCGCUAGAGAAUCUCUUUCCCUGCGAUCAGACCGAGAUACAUGCAUCAAAGAAAAUCAGUUUCAUUAUCGAAGAACUGCUGCAAACCGAAGUGAAUUAUGUCAAUAACUUAAAGAAAGGCUUAGAGAACUAUGGCUAUAAAUUGCAAGAGGAAGAAGAUUUGCCCGACAAUCUGCGAGGACAGCAGCGACAGCAGCAGCUCUUGAGCAAUAUAUCGGAAAUCUUAAAAUUGCACGAACAAGAGAUAUUGCCACUCAUGAUGCGGAAUCAGAGAGAUCUGAAAGGCCUUUUUGAUGAGUUUGCCGCACACUUUGAAAAAAAUCAUUUCUAUUGUUAUGUGACAUUUACCAUGGGCAAAAAGUCAUCAAUGCAGCUGCGUCAAGAGAACAGAGAAUUUCUGUUGAAUUAUCAAACAUUAAUAAAAGACAAACUGGGCAUUGAUAGUUUUCUAGUGCAGCCCAUACAAAGACUGACCCGUUAUCCUUUGCUAUUGCAGCAAUUCAUAUCGGAAUUCUAUAAAAGUGGCAUCAGUUGCAAGCCCGUGCUGACUGCCGUUUGUAAGUUGGAGACACGUAUGCGUCGUGCUCUGGAUGUGGUCAAUCAGGCCGAGGAGAUACCCAAUAUCGACGAGCUAAAUGAGUUCGAUUUACUGCAGCAGGGCAACUUUCGACGAUCAACAGAAUUCGAUGCCCAACAUUUUCCCACAAAGAAGAAAUAUCGCUCAAAAGUCUUUCUCUUCGAUCGUUGUCUUGUCUGUGCGGAAGUGCGCAAGAAACGUUUAACCUAUCGCCAUCAUUACAAUUGGGAGCAUGUGGAAUUACAGCGUCCUCUGGAUGCUCCCACCUCCAAUGCCAAUAAGAUUAUCAAUUUGCUGAUCAAACAAAGUCAUCUGCAGCAGUUGGAGAAGGAUAAAAGCAAUGGAGGCGGCAGCGUUAUCACUCUGCCAGGUGGCAAGCGAGAGGAGUAUUCCUUUGUGGCCUCGGAAUCUUCGGUGGUCAAGCAAUGGCUACAGGCCACCCAUAAGAUCAUUGAAAUAGCCCGCCAUGAACAUGCCCAGCGUAAUACUUUCUCCCUGCCCAUGCAUUUAGUUUUGGGCGUGUUUUUAGCCAUUUGGCUAAUAUGGCAAUAUGUUUAGGCAGUUAAGUUAAGAUAGAAUAAAAAUUAAGUUAUUUCCCCAUCAUAAAA
This is a messenger RNA of Drosophila willistoni, 1806 nucleotides long. RefSeq names its product kalirin. Gene Ontology annotation, molecular function: guanyl-nucleotide exchange factor activity. Lineage: Eukaryota; Metazoa; Arthropoda; Insecta; Diptera; Drosophilidae. The record is from RefSeq and is a predicted model, not a curated record. Gene Ontology annotation, biological process: axon guidance. Gene Ontology annotation, cellular component: cytoplasm. The transcript has 7 exons. The coding region runs from base 194 to 1756 and encodes 520 amino acids.